UUGACAUUCAGUGAUGUGGCUGUGGACUUCUCACAGGAGGAGAGGGAGUGCCUAGAUCCUGCUCAGAGGGCUUUGUAAAGAGACCUGAAGGUGAUAGAGAAUUACAGAUCUCUUGUUUCUGUUGGUGAAGUGGAUUUACAGUGAAUUGAAAGGAAGUUUCCUGAAAGAAAAUGAAGCCUGUUUAUAUAAGAUUGCCUUACAUAGGAAAGGAAACUCAUAGGAGGAGGAAAGAGAUGGCUUCUUUUCAGCAUCCACUGACAUUCAAGGAUGUGUCCAUAGAUGUCUCCCAGGAGGAAUGGGAAUGCCUAGACUCUGCUCAGAGGGCUUUGUACAGGGAGGUGAUGUUGGAGAACUACAGAAAUUUGGUGUCUAUAGGUCUUGCUGUGUGUAAGCCUGUUCUGGUCUCCUGUCUGGAGCAAAACAAAGAGCCCUGGAAUGUGAAGAGCGGGGAGACUGUAGCCAACCAGAACUCAACUCUUAGAAAACAUCAGAGGGUGUGUAAUGAAGAGAAACCAUACACAUGUGAAGAAUGCGGCAAGUCCUUUAGUCAAAUGUCACAUCUUAGACGAGAUCAGGCAAUUCAUACUGGAGAGAAACCCUACAAAUGCGAAGAAUGUGACAAGUCCUUUACAGAGGCCUCACAUCUUAGAAUGCAUAAAAAUAUUCAUACUGGAGAGAAACCCUAUAAAUGUGAAGAAUCUGAUAGGUCUAUUACUCAAAAAUCAGAUCUUAGAUCACAUCAGGGAAUGCAUACUGGAGAGAAACCCUACACAUGUGAAGAAUGUGAGAAGUCCUUUAGUCGACUGUCAAGCCUUAGAAGACAUCAGGCAAUUCAUACUGGAGAGAAACCCUACAAAUGUGAAGAAUGUGUCAAGUCCUUUAGUCGAUUGUCAGAUCUUAGAGCACAUCAGCGAAUACAUACUGGAGAGAAACCUUACAGAUGUGAAGAAUGUGGCCAGUCCUUUCGUCAAAUGUCAACUCUUAGAAGACAUCAAGCAAUUCAUACUGGAGAGAAACCCUACAGAUGUGAAGAAUGUGGGAAGUCCUUUUGUCAAAUAUCAUAUCUUGGAAGACAUCAGGCAAUUCAUACUGGAGAGAAACCCUACAAAUGUGAAGAAUGUGAGAAGUCCUUUAAACAUAUGUCAUACCUUAGAGUACAUCAGCGAAUACAUACUGGAGAGAAACCCUACAAAUGUGAAGAAUGUGAGAAGUCCUUUAAACAUAUGUCAUACCUUAGAGUACAUCAGCGAAUACAUACUGGAGAGAAACCCUAUAAAUGUGAAGAAUGUGGCAAGUCCUUUACUUACAUGUCAAAUCUUAGAGCACAUCAGCGAAUACAUACUGGAGAGAAACCCUAUGGAUGUGAAGAAUGUGGCAAGUCCUUUAGUAAAAUGUUAGUUCUUAGAGUGCAUCAGCGAAUACAUACUGGAGAGAAACCCUACAGAUGUGAAGAAUGUGGUAAGUCCUUUAGUCAAAUAUCACACCUUAGAAGACAUCAGGCAAUUCAUACUGGAGAGAAACCCUACAAAUUUGAAGAAUGUGUCAAGUCCUUUAGUCGCAUGUCACAUCUUAGAAGACAUUAGUGAAUACAUAGUGGAGAGCAACCCUACAGAUGUGAGUGAAGCAUGUGGCAAGUACUUUAGUCAAAUGUCAAGUCUUAGAGUACAUCAGCAAAUACACACUGGAGAAAAACCCUACAUAUGUGAAGAAGGUAUCAAUGUCAAAUGUCACAUCUUAGAGGACAUCAAUGAAUAUGGUUUCUGGAGGGGAAUGGUAGAGAUGUGAAGAAUGUGGCAAGUGCUUUAGUAAAAUGUUUAGUCUUAGAGCACAUCAGCAAAUACAUACUGGAGAGAACCCCUGCAGAUAUGAAGAAUGUGAUGUGUCCUUUAGGAUAAGCUCAACUUAUAAGAAACAUAAGAGAGUUCAUAUUGGAAUGAAUCCCUACAAAUAUGAAGAAUGUAAGAAGUCCUUUAAACAAAAGUCUCAUCUUAGAGCACAUCAUAUAAUUCAUAGCUGAGAGAAACCCUAUAAAUGUGAAGGAUGUGACAUAUCCUUUAGUUGCAUUCCAAUAAGAAGAAUGUGACAAACUGCGAGCUAGGCAUAUAGAAGACAUCAGAGGAUUCAUACUGCAGAAACCCCACAAAUGAAGAGGGUUUAAGUCCUGUAGUUGUAUUUCAACUGUUAGAGAUCAUCAGAGAAUUUACAAUAAAGGGAGACACUGAAAAUAUAAGGAAUGUGGCAAUUCCAUUAAUCAUGUUAAAUGGUAGCAGUUCUCAAAAACUCAUACUAAAGAGAUAGUUUACAAUUGCAAAGAAUGUGGUACAUCCUUUUCCCUGGGCUCAAUCCUUAAAAAACAGAAUCCAUACUAGAGGGAUAUAUCUAAUGUCUGGAAAAUGUUCAAAUGCUUAUAUUUAUAUAAUACAAAACUUCAUAGUGUACUGGAGGAAAACUUAGAAUUAUGUAUAAAAUUGCAAAGUCUGUAAUAAAAAUUUAUUUUUAAUUCCUA
Messenger RNA from Nannospalax galili (Upper Galilee mountains blind mole rat), 2506 nucleotides. RefSeq names its product zinc finger protein 98-like. The coding region runs from base 171 to 1583 and encodes 470 amino acids. NCBI's taxonomy places the organism in Eukaryota, Metazoa, Chordata, Mammalia, Rodentia, Spalacidae. The transcript has 5 exons. Gene Ontology annotation, biological process: regulation of cytokine production; negative regulation of transcription by RNA polymerase II; regulation of immune system process. The record is from RefSeq and is a predicted model, not a curated record.